Lodderomyces pseudojiufengensis is the source of this 330-nucleotide messenger RNA. RefSeq lists its product as uncharacterized. The transcript has a single exon. The record is from RefSeq and is a predicted model, not a curated record. NCBI's taxonomy places the organism in Eukaryota, Fungi, Ascomycota, Pichiomycetes, Serinales, Debaryomycetaceae. Bases 1 to 330 code for a protein of 109 amino acids.
AUGGAUUCGUUCACGGACUUAUACCUUUUCGGUGAUGGUGAUGAACCAUAUAGUCCAUAUGAUAAAAGAAAAAUGAUGCUACAAUUUUUUAAACAAUUGCAACAACCUAAUCUUGAACCAUUGUGGUUUGUUCAUUAUUGGGAAGAAUUACAAGAAUUUUUAUCUGAUUAUCAUAAAUCAGAACAAGAUGCGUUAAUAUUUAUUGCAAUGUUAGAUUUAGCAAAAUCACCAAUACCUGAUUUAUUUUUUAAACAACCUUAUUUUGAAAUUGAUAUUGAUCAAGUUAAAGAAUUUACUGCAAAAAAUGAUCCAGAAUAUUGGGAGCAAUGA